Messenger RNA from Ilex paraguariensis (yerba mate), 300 nucleotides. Lineage: Eukaryota; Viridiplantae; Streptophyta; Magnoliopsida; Aquifoliales; Aquifoliaceae. The record is from the annotation of a GenBank genome assembly.
AUGGUCCAUUCAUUAACCCCAGCAUCAGCCCCUGCGGUGCCCAUUUUAACAACACCCAGAAACACCCACAUUCCAUCUUUCGGUUUGCAGAGAGUGUGGGCUUGCCAUCAAGGUUCUUAUCAAGCUUUUGAGCAAAAAAUUGUCCAUCGCAGGACUGUUACACUUAGCCUAGCAGGUGCAUUGCUUGGCUUGAACUUUAGUGACAGAAGUGCAGGUGCAGCCAGAAGGCCGCCCCCACCCCCGCCCCACCGGAGGAGAAAAAGGACCCUAAUGUGGGUGGAGUUACGGCGAAAGUUCUAG